GUGACGUCACCCAAAGCAGGAAGUCGUCAUCUCUGACAGGCAGUUUUCCCGCGAAGAUUAGACGCAUUUCUGCAUUUUUAUCAGAGUGUCCUCAUUAUGAGCAAGAGGAAAGUAAGAGAUUCCCACCUGCCCGUGGGAGAAUGCGUCUCUCAGGUCCAGCGGAUUUUAAGGGAGCGGUUUUGCCAUCAGAGACUUCCUGACAGGCUGGAGGGGUUGGAAGCUCAACACAAACAUCUCUUCGAGCUGCUGAAGCGGACAGCGGUCCACGGGGAGAGCAACUCGGUUCUGAUCGUGGGACCCAGAGGAGCGGGGAAAAGCGCGCUGCUGGGGUGUGUGCUGAGGGAGCUGCUGCAGGAGACGGAGGCCCAGAGGAACCUGCUGGAGGUCCGGCUCAACGGUCUCCUGCAGACGGACGACAGAAUAGCGCUCAAGGAAAUAACCAGACAGCUCCACCUGGAGAACGUCGUCGGUGAUAAAGUAUUUGGAAGCUUCGCAGAGAAUUUGGCCUUCCUGCUGGAAGCCUUGAAAAAAGGCGACCGCAGCAGCAGCCGGCCCGUGCUCUUCGUCCUGGACGAGUUCGACCUGUUCGCCCACCACAAGAACCAGACGCUGCUCUACAACCUGCUGGACGUGUCCCAGUCGGCCCAGGCCCCGGUGGCCGUGGUGGGGCUCACCUGCAGGCUGGAUGUCCUGGAGCUGCUGGAGAAGCGGGUGAAGUCUCGGUUCUCCCACCGUCAGAUCCACCUGCUGAGCAGCCUGACCUUCCCCCAGUACCUGCAGCGGGUCCGGGCCCAGCUCCGCCUGCCGGACGACUUCCCCGACGCCAGGUUCGCUCAGGACUGGAACGCCGGCGUGGAGAGUCUCUGCGGGGACAAAUCCGUGGAGGAAGUUCUGCAGAGACACUUCAACUCCAACAGGGACGUCCGCUCUCUGCACGCGCUGCUGAUGCCGUGUCUGAGCCGCGUGUCGGCCUCCCAGCCCAACAUCAGACCCGCUGACGUGCUGGACGCCGGCCGCCUGUGUCUCGCCGACGCCAAGGCCAACGUGCUGCACGGUCUGUCCAUCCUGGAGCUGUGCCUGAUCAUCGCCAUGAAACACCUCAACGACGUCUACGAGGGCGAGCCCUUCAACCUGCAGAUGGUCCACAACGAGUUCAAGAAGUUCCUGCAGAGGAAGUCCAACUCCAUGUACAACUUUGAGCAGCCUGUGGUGAUGAAGGCCUUCGAGCACCUGCAGCAGCUGGAGCUGAUCCGGCCCGUGGACGGCUCGGCCUCCAGAACCCAGAGGGAGUACCAGCUGAUGAGGCUCAUGCUGGACCACAGCCAGGUCAUGGAGGCGCUGCAGAAGUACCCACAAUGCCCCACCGACAUCAACCAGUGGGCCAUGUCAGCCUUCGCCUAGGACUGGACGCAAUCAUACUUUAGCUUGCCUAUUUUUAAAAUUGCUGGAAUCUUUUUCUUAAUAAAUAAAUGUAUUAUGUGGA
Cololabis saira (Pacific saury) is the source of this 1483-nucleotide messenger RNA. It is a transcript of the gene orc4, whose product is annotated as origin recognition complex, subunit 4. The coding region runs from base 97 to 1401 and encodes 434 amino acids. Gene Ontology annotation, molecular function: ATP hydrolysis activity; DNA replication origin binding. The transcript is spliced from 14 exons. The record is from RefSeq and is a predicted model, not a curated record. Gene Ontology annotation, biological process: DNA replication; DNA replication initiation. Gene Ontology annotation, cellular component: nuclear origin of replication recognition complex; nucleus. Lineage: Eukaryota; Metazoa; Chordata; Actinopteri; Beloniformes; Belonidae.